Molecule: messenger RNA, 896 nt
Organism: Rhineura floridana
Lineage: Eukaryota; Metazoa; Chordata; Lepidosauria; Squamata; Rhineuridae
Gene: TPRG1
Product: tumor protein p63 regulated 1
Exons: 6
Coding region: 15-881 (288 amino acids)
Cellular component (GO): cytoplasm
Source: RefSeq, a predicted model, not a curated record
UCGAGGUAUCCACUAUGACCCCCAAGGUCUCGUUCCUGGUCAUUCAUCACCAGGCUGUCAAAAUGUCAGGUAGUGGAAACUACCAGGAGUUCCAGACUGUCGAAAUGCGGAAGGAGCUGGAAGAGUCAAACAAAGAGAAUUCUGAUGCUGGAAGUGCCUCAGGACCAAACUCUACAACUGCUCCACCCUCUGCUUCCAAGACCAUGCUCUACCCACGACCUUACGCUGACCCCUACGAUUCAAGGAAGUAUUUUGCCACAAGGCCCGGCGCAUUUGAUCAAGCCAUGGAUGACCUGAAGGCCCAUGUGAUGUCAAAUAUGGGAGAGACUGCCCACAGCUUCUGGCUUCUGGCUGAGGUAGAUCACUGGAACAACGAGAAGGAGCGUGUUGCGGUCAUCACAGACUCUGCCCUCCUCAUCUGCAAAUAUGACUUCAUCAUGCUCAAGUGCCUUCAGCUGCAGAGGAUUCCCCUGAGUUACAUCAAUCGCGUCUGCCUGGGUUCUUUCACCUUUCCGGAGAGGUCAUUGGACAAGAGAGAAGGAGAAGGUCUGAGGAUCUUCUGGGACAAACAGCAAGAACCGUCUUUCCUCUCGCGCUGGAACCCCUGGUCCACCGAUGUUCCUUAUGCAACGUUCACAGAGCAUCCAGUGAAGAACAUCAACCAGAGGUUUAGCACCAUCUGCCAAAUACCCACCUUCACUGCUCAGCUGGUUCAAGCAGUUCAGAAUGCCCAAAGAACGGAUCCUGCACCUGGCCAAACUGGCAGGGUCGUUGUAGCCAACGAGCCCAUCCUCAUAGAGACCUACACAGGGCUGAUGUCUUUCCUCGGGAACCGAAACAAGCUGGGUUAUUCCCUCGCUCGGGGGAGUUUUGGCUUCUGAAGUAUGGCGACUUGG